Actinia tenebrosa (Australian red waratah sea anemone) is the source of this 1871-nucleotide messenger RNA. Its product is annotated as mitochondrial disaggregase. The record is from RefSeq and is a predicted model, not a curated record. Lineage: Eukaryota; Metazoa; Cnidaria; Anthozoa; Actiniaria; Actiniidae. Gene Ontology annotation, cellular component: mitochondrion; cytoplasm. Gene Ontology annotation, molecular function: ATP hydrolysis activity; protein binding; ATP binding. Gene Ontology annotation, biological process: cellular response to heat.
AUGGCUGCCGUGUUUUUGUCGUUUUGCAGGUUUGGUCGUCAUAUAUUUGUAAAUAACAGCUCUAUAAUAAAAAGAAAAGCUAUAUUAUUGCUACGAUUAACAAGUACGAGAGCUGUAGCAUGGAAGCCGCUUGGUAUUUUAAGUAAAAGAGAUGGACAGUGGAGGUUAUUGUUUGGAGUUGGUGGGUGCUGUCUGAGUGCUGGAGUCGCUCUUUGCUACGCUACAAAUGUAAUACAGAAACUAUGUAGAUCUACCAAGGAUAAUAAUGUCUUGGAAUUAGAAAGGUUAUUAAAGCAAGGACAUGAUGUCAAUCAAAAACAUUCACUUGGUUGGGCUCCUAUACAUGUGGCAGCAAUUAAUGGAAGUGAUAGGGCUCUUCAACUACUCCUUGAAGCUGGAGCAGAUCCUAAUACACUAGAAGAGUUUAGUAGUGCAUUCAAAGUAGCACAGAAGAAACAAAGGGGAACAUAUGAAGUUAUACUGGAGAGAGAAAACACUUUCAGUGAAAGACUAAACAAAGGAGCUAACUUCUCAGGCUUCACUCCUCUACAUUAUGCAGCCCUAGCAGAUAGUUAUGAAUGUGUUCAGCUUCUUCUUAAUGCAGGUGCUGAUCCAACUAUAAAGGAUGACACUGGUCAUAAUGCUAUAAGCUACACAAGAGAACAAUCUAUUAUAAACAUUAUCAAUGAAUAUACUACCAAGUUUGUAGAAGAAAAAAAGAGAAAAGAAGCUGAAGAGAGAAGGCGUUAUCCUCUUGAGAAAAGAAUCAAAGAACACAUUGUUGGACAGGAAGGACCUAUAUUGACUGUUGCUGGAGCCAUUCGCAGGAAGGAAAAUGGAUGGCAUGAUGCAGAACAUCCCCUUACUUUUUUGUUUUUGGGUUCUUCAGGGAUUGGAAAAACAGAGCUUGCUAAGCAAAUAGCCAACUAUAUUCACAAAGGCAACAAAAAGGGGUUUAUUCGUCUUGAUAUGUCAGAAUACCAAGAAAAACAUGAAGUAGCUAAAAUGAUUGGUUCCCCCCCUGGUUACAUAGGACAUGAUCAGGGGGGACAAUUGACUAAAAGACUCCAAGAAUGCCCUGAUGCUGUGGUUCUGUUUGAUGAGGUUGAUAAGGCCCAUCCAGAUGUGCUUACUGUUAUGUUGCAGUUAUUUGAUGAGGGGAGACUAACAGAUGGCAAAGGAAAGACAAUAGAUUGUAAGGAUGCCAUUUUUGUUAUGACGUCAAACCUUGCUAGUAAUGAAAUCGCCAACCAUGCACUGGAAUUACGACAGGAAGCCCAUGAGGCUGCUUUAAUGAGAAAAGAUAAGAAUGAAAUAACAGAACAAGUAACAAUAUCCCGAAAAUUCAAAGAAAAAGUUGUUCAACCAAUCUUAAAGCGUCAUUUCCAAAGGGAUGAAUUUCUUGGCAGGAUUAACGAGAUCGUCUACUUCUUGCCGUUUUCUCGCACUGAACUCCUACAGCUAGUUUCACGAGAGCUGGAACAUUGGUGCAAAACGGCCUUGAAACGUCACGAUAUUCACAUCACGUGGGACAGAGAAGUGAUGGAUGUUCUUGCUGACGGCUAUGAUGUAUAUUAUGGUGCUCGCUCUAUUAAGCACGAGGUUGAACGACGCGUCGUCRACCAGUUAGCAGCUGCGCAUGAACGAGAACUGAUCGAACAUGGUAGCACCAUCCAUAUUACAGUAGACUACAGCCUACAACACGAAAACCACAGGAAACCCUCGAAGGAACAGAGAGACGUGUCUGUAACCCCUAUGAUAAAACUACAGCUCGUUAAAGAAGGCAGCAAGAAGGUUGACAUUGACAUUAAAAGCGACCUGAAUCAUGAAGAUUACAAAUUGAUAUUCUAAAAUAAACGGUUGCUUAACAA